GACAUGUGACAACCUGGAAAAAUCUUGUUUCGGCGAAAGUUUGUCGAUUUGGCGGCAAGACGUGAACUACUAAUAUUAUUUAUUAUAUUACUAUUUCAUUACACUUAAUUAGUUUCAAAAUGUGUUAGUUUUUCAUUAGUGUAUACAUCAUAAUAUAAUGCUCACUUUUAUAAAAGCAUAAAUGAAUUUAAAGAACGUCGAAAUGGAUUUGAAGAGAAAGGAAGAACUACAUGAUGAGUAUGAAAACAAAAGGCCAUGGUACAAAUAUAUAACAGUGGAACCAGCUAUGUUCUUCUACAUGAUGGCUUACAUGAUAACUAGUGUAGUUGAACAGACAUUCUAUGUAUUUAGAGCUUGUACUGUCAAUCAUGGUUAUAGUGAACAAGUCUGCUACAACAUCAGUGGACAUAGUGCAAUAAAUAAGGAAAUUCAGGGAACCGUGUCAGUGUUUCUGCAAUGGUUCGGUAUAGCCAGCCACGUAGUGCCGUGUUUCCUGGCCUUCUUUCUCGGCGCCUACAGCGACAAGCGAGGGCGAAAGGUCAUACUACUAGCUGGUCUACUGGGGAAACUAUACUUCUCUACAAUGCUUACCAUCAAUGCUAUGAAUGAUUGGCCAGUAGAGUAUGUGAUAUAUACGGCGGCAUUUCCGAGCGCCAUAACAGGCGCUGACCUGGCGAUAUUCGCGGGCUGCUUCGCCUACCUAGCUGACGUGACCACUGCAGAGAAUAGAACCUUCAGGAUCGGCAUCCUCGACGUCGCUUACCUUAGUACCAUGCCCACUGGAGUAGCCCUAGGAAACCUGUUGUAUAACAAGGUCGUGAACAAAUCAUUUACGGCUAUGUUUGCUGUCAACACGUCACUUAUGGUAUUAGCUUCCCUGCACUGCUGGUUGUUUCUGGACUGGCAGACCAGGGUCGAACAGAAGUCCUUACGGGAAGCAGGAGUGAGGAACCCUGUAACAGACUUCUUUGAUUUGAACAAUAUCAAAAUGACCCUGUUAACACUUACCAAGAAAAGGCCCAACCAUAAGAGAAUGUUUUUAUGGUUCCUGCUAAUAUCCAUGGCAUUUUAUACUUUUCAAAGAGACGAACGACCGGUUAUGUACCUGUAUACGACGGCUGUGUUCGGAUGGGGGCCGACAGAGUUCAGCCAUUUCAGGACCUAUCUCAGCUCUGCAUACGUCAUUGUUAUGCUAUUCGGCAUACCACUUAUGACGAAAGUUUUCCGUUGGAGAGAUACGCUGAUAGUAAUGUUGGGAGCAACAGCGCAUAUGUCUGGGCACUUCAUAUACGCCAACGCGAUGGUCGACAAACACCUGUACAUCGGCGCCACGGCUGCCGCGCUCGGGCCGUGUGUCGCCCCUCUCAUCCGUUCUAUGACCUCUAAAGUUCUAGCUCCCAAUGAAAAAGGCGUGGCGUACGCGUUCCUGUCGGUGAUGGAGAAUGCCGUAGCGAUGUUCGCGUCUGUGGUGUACUCGCAGAUUUACAAAUCGGCGCUCGUCUCGGGCCACCUCAACGCAAUCUUCUACUUCACCAUGGCCACGCAAGCUGUCGUGUUCAUCUGUGCUUUAAUAAUGGAGCUUGCUUUGAAGGGUCGCCGAUUAGAAGAUGUAGCCGACCAGGACGAGAAUAGGAUUUCUGAAGAGUCAUGACAAUGGCCCCCAGUAGUUUUUUUUUUUCCAGUAGUUUUUAUUGUCCUAGCAAACAGGCUAUUUAGCGUAAGUUUAUGAAAUGAAGAUAGUUAAUUUUUAUAUUAAUAUUUUGGGGAUGGCAGCGGUGAGAGCCCGCUGAAUCUCUCUUUGCUUUGCAGAUAUACCUAAUCACGUUCAGUAGGGUACUUUCCAGUACACAACACAGUUUAUGACGUCCAAAACGUUUAUUACACCUCCCUCAGUUCACCAUUAAUUCUUAACUAAACUAACCAAGCAUUUAUUCACCAUAAAUAGCGAAGCCAGUUCCUUUUUUGCUCGCUAUCUCGUAAUGUCAAACUCUUGUCUCUCUCCCGUGUGUGCGCGGGAGCGCGGGCGGGGAACGACCGCUGAUUGGCCGACAGUUGGCGGCAGUUUUGCAAGCCGCCACACCCAUAUCAUACAUACCUGAUGCGAUGCAAACAUGUUAAAAGUUUUAUCCCUCGGUCGGUAAAAGCGAUAUUAUAAGAGCAUUCAACACUAAAACGCAAUGGAAAUAAUAUUAUUUUGAAGUGUUAUCAUAUAAUAAAGACUAAUUAUCUCCUCCACCCCGCACUAAUUCGUAUCGGGCGCUGACCUCACCCCCUCUUGGUCAUAAAUAGCCGUAAACCGCUAAGCCGCACUUACGCGUUAGGCGGCUUUCGGUAAGAAUUAGAUUUUUGUACGGAGCAUGAUACAACAAAACCUGGUAUGCUCAAAAGUGACAGACGCACGUCAUGUCAUCCUCCGUUGCUAUUUUGUAAAAAAAAAAUGCCACGCAAUUUUGAACUUUUAGUUAAAGAUUUACUUACAGUUUUAAUGAUUUUUAUAUAUGUGAUAAGCGAUAGUCAAUAAGUACGUUAGUCAGUAAUUCGCUUAAUUUUCAAUAAUAAAAUUGAAGUCCUUGAAAUGCUGGAGAUACCAAUUUAAUGGUGUUACCAUUUAACACUUACGUCAUCAAACGACUAGUAAUAGCGGCUUUUCAUAGGAUUGAGCAUACCUUGUUUUAUUAUACCAUGUUAUGGAGAGUCCGGCGUUAGGUGUUAAGUGCGUGUAUAACAACCAUAGAUUAAUGUUUCAUGUAAGUACUUAGAGUUGGCGCCAGAAAAGAUCUGGAUUUUGUAUAUGUCGUGGCCGGUUUCUUAGAAUUAAUAAUUUCAUGUGUUGGACCAUUUCACGAAAUGGUCGUAUUACAUGAAAUAGCCAACUUAAGCUGACCAUAUCGUUGAAAUGUCAACGUUUAAUGAUAUUUCAGUCCACGCUUGGCCAUAACACUAAUGUAGGCGGUGUUCAUGCUAUGUGGUGUAAUAAAAAUGCGAAUAGUGUUACCCGAUAAUCGAUUAAUUUCUUAGGUUCAAAUGAUUUACCUAAUUUACUAUCAAUAUGGAAAAUUGUACAAUUACAUCGGUUAAUAGAUUGUUCAAAUCAAAACAAAGCGACACCAGCGCCACAACCGGUGGAUAAUGUUAGGUACUAAUUUUAAGAUAAUAUAAUUGCCAACGUUCGGCCAUAUCAUGAAGUAAUCAUGCAUUUAGUUGCUCAUAUCGUUAAACGUUUUGUGUUCGUGAUAUGGUCAUUGAUAUGGCCAAACCAAAUGAGAGACAUGAUGUGGCAAACGAGUGAUUAUCUAUUUCAUGAAAUAUGACAAUUUCAUGAAAUGAUCGAGCACAUCAUGAAAUGAUCUAUUCUUAGAUCUGGCUACGACAUAUACACGCGUGUACACGGACAUCUUUAGUUCCUCGCCCGCCAAUACCGCCUCUGUGUGCAUUGAACUUAAAUCUCUCAUUAUACAGGGGUUAAAUAAUACUGUUUGAUAAUUCGCAAAUCGUGGAAACCACGUGAUGUCUAUCAUUAAGAACACAAGCGAUCUGACUCUGAACACUAAGGGCUCAAACUGCGGCAGCGGCGCGGUGGCGAUAGCGGCGCGGGGAGCGGCGUGGCGGCCGUUGUUCCGUUCUUGAUGCCAGCAGCGGCCAAAUCGCGCGGUGUUGCGGCGGUAUAGAGUUGUGUCUCAAAUGAACGCGAUGUCGAAACGGCGACAACGCAUUUUCGAUUGUAAUUUUUUUGUUUCGUACAAUGUAUUAUGGGCAUAAGAAGAUCUGAAUCCAUCUGAAACAAAAAGGCGAGUUUCAAACGCAGAGACACCGCUCGGCUAGAGCGCACCGCUCGUACCCCGCUGCCCGCGCUUCAAUAUAAGUCUUAGCAUUUGAACGCGCCGCUCCCCGCACCGUUGCCGCUGCCGCUGUCAUCCAGUUUGAGGCCUAAUGAACUACAUUCCGAACUCUGUAACAUUGUCUGGUAUGCACGGUCGGCAGCCAUAUAAUUACUUCAGUACUUA
Molecule: messenger RNA, 4004 nt
Organism: Pectinophora gossypiella (pink bollworm)
Lineage: Eukaryota; Metazoa; Arthropoda; Insecta; Lepidoptera; Gelechiidae
Product: proton-coupled folate transporter
Exons: 9
Coding region: 182-1651 (489 amino acids)
Biological process (GO): transmembrane transport
Cellular component (GO): membrane
Molecular function (GO): transmembrane transporter activity
Source: RefSeq, a predicted model, not a curated record